Messenger RNA from Kwoniella botswanensis, 1710 nucleotides. RefSeq lists its product as uncharacterized. Gene Ontology annotation, molecular function: transcription cis-regulatory region binding; DNA-binding transcription factor activity. Gene Ontology annotation, biological process: regulation of DNA-templated transcription. NCBI's taxonomy places the organism in Eukaryota, Fungi, Basidiomycota, Tremellomycetes, Tremellales, Cryptococcaceae. The record is from RefSeq and is a predicted model, not a curated record. The transcript has 7 exons. Gene Ontology annotation, cellular component: nucleus. The coding region runs from base 1 to 1710 and encodes 569 amino acids.
AUGGAAGCGAUAUCCCUCGGUCUCACCGCUUCGCCUGCUGUAAUCCUGGAUGUCGGUUCCGCUUCCAGGAAAAAACGUACAAGGGAGGAGAAAGAGGCCAGGAGAGAAGCUAAAAGGUUGAAGAAGGAGAAGCAAGCUGUGGCCCACCCUGUAGAACCCGUACAAGCGGAUGAUGGUGUUUUCAACGAUCCCGAAAAGACAGACAGGUCGGCGAAGGAGAAGAUAAAAGAAAUCAAGGAAGAGAAAGCUGGAAGAAAGGCUGAAAAGGCUGAGCGGAAAGCUAGGAAGUCUAAUGGCACUACGAUGCAAUCUGAAAAUGACGGUGAGGUUAUCAAGGCAAAAUCGCAAGUAUUAUCAAAGAUGGCUGUACCUCCCAUCGAACCAUCUACUCAGACUAAAGUGAAGAAAAUGGAUAGAUCUCAGACGACUCCUCUGAGAACACUCUCGCAAGCUGGCCCUUCCACUUCAUCACAAUCUCCUUCCAAACGACCUAUCUUAACCGCCAAACCCGUCAGACAACCGUCUACCCCAGCCAAAUCAUCGCAGCAGCGAUCCAGAUCGAACACACCGAGAGGUAAAUCUGACGAGAAGCCUGAUGACGCGACGUUGAAAGCUCGAUUGAAAGAUCAGAAAGCGGUUGAAGAGUGGUUAUCGAAUAAUUGGGUAUCGGAUGUUGAACUGAGGAGAUUGGAAAGAUUGGACAUCUUGAAGUAUAAAAAAGGCAAACUCACGGAAGAUGAAAAAAUAGUAAUUAGGAAAGUACUCGAUACGUAUAAAAAGGUCAACCGAUUGAAUGAUGAGAAAUUAAUUGAUACUAUCAUGGCGAAUACGACUACUUUCCCAACAGGCAGAGAUGGAUGGCAAGCAUUUUGGCUUGAGUUGGCUGGUGCUUGUCCAGGUAGGCCAGUAAGAUACGUCAUGAAAAUGGUACAGAGGAUGUAUGAUCCAAGAGGGCAUAAAGGUCAUUUCACCCCUGAAGAGGAUUCAAUGUUGAUCUCGGCAUACGAACUACAUCCUAACCAAUGGGGUAAGAUAGCCGAGAUAGUUGAAAGGACGUAUCACGAUUGUAGAGAUCGAUAUAUGAAAGAAUUACAACAUCGACAUACGCGUCAUCACGGGGAAUGGACCGAAGAGGAAGAACAAAAGCUUUUGGAAGCUGUGAAGAAGAUGAACAGACAAACGAAUAGAGACGAGAUGGACAAUGAGAACAUACCUUGGGUCUUGGUGGUGAAGGAGAUGGGAGGGAUCAGGACGGUUGUGCAAUGUAGGAAGAAAUGGACGGAUGAGAUUUACCCUAAGAAAAAAUGGGGCUGGGAGAGUGGACAUGAAAGAGACAACGAUUUCAAGUUGGUUCGAAGACUCGAGACCCUCAAUUACCCCUCGGAGAAGCAUAUCAAUUGGAAAGAAGUACAGGAUGAUACAUUGAAGCAUAUGACCAAUCAUCAAGUUAGGCAGAUGUAUUAUCGAAUGAAGAAUAAGAUCGAAGACGCUGAAAAACUCACAUAUCCAGAAUUGGUUGAUCGAUUGAAAAGGAUUUGCGAGAACCUCGGACGGCUCAGUCAUAAGAAGAAGCCUAGUAAACCUGAGAUUGAUACUUCCGACGAGGAAGACGAAUUAGAAGAGCAAGAAGGCCCAGCUGAGGAUGAGCACGCUGAUGAGAAAGAAGAUGAAGAAGCAAGUCAAUCGCAGAAAGAGCAGGAAGAUGAGUAG